Molecule: messenger RNA, 855 nt
Organism: Adineta ricciae
Lineage: Eukaryota; Metazoa; Rotifera; Eurotatoria; Adinetida; Adinetidae
Source: the annotation of a GenBank genome assembly
AUGCUAUCAUCUCGAUUAAAUAAUCAAUUAAAACCAUCACUGGUUUUAAUUAUCGACGAAACUCCAUCGAAUUCAUCACUAGGAUUCCAAUUUGCUUGUGCAUAUGCAUGUGAAACUCUCAACAAAUUUUCGAACGUGAAUGUAUUCUUAACAGAACAUGAUGAGUCGACUUGGUUCCAAUCUCAUGUGUUCGCACAUCGUCCGGAAUUGAAAUCAAAAAUGCAUGUCAUUGAUAUAUUUGAUGAGAUUCAUUCGAAAAAAUCCAUCGACGAAUGUCUGAAAAUAACCGAAGAAAAAGAUCUGAUUGUUAUCGAAUGUCUUCCUUGGUUACUGCUACGAACAUCUGAGGGAAGUCUAUUCCGUAUAUUGAACAACUGGAGUAAAACAAGUAUGGUGAUGGCAGUGGUGCCAGCUAAUUGUCUUGAUGAAAAUUCCAGUCUGAAAAAUUUGAUAGCAAUAUCACAUGUAACUGUUCGAGUGAAGACGGCAACGAAGUUAGAAGUAAUCGAAGCAAAAAUUGAACAACGAUCGCGAACAAGUGUCAAUACAAUUAAGACUUCAUUGACAUUCUCGAUCGAUUCACAGUUGAACGUUAUCAAUUUACGUGAAGAAAAACUGAGCAAUCGAAAAAGUAAAUCCACGACUAAUGCAGACGGAUCAUCGAAAACUGAUGUCACUGCUAAUUUAACCUUCAAUCUCCGUCUGAAAGAUGAUGAGCUAGCUGCAAAGAAUAAUCUCGUUCUUCCGUACACUAAGCAGCAUAUGCAAACAUCAAACGAUGGCUGUACGAUUCAUUAUUCAUAUGACAAAGAGGAUGAUAUUGAUGAAGAUGAAGAUGAUGAUUUGGACCUGUGA